AUGAUAAGAGACAGUCAUGUCCUUUUUUUUCAAGGCCCCCAAAAUCCCCACUUAUUGUUCUUUCUAACCACCCCAAACGACCACGUUAACGCCGAACGGCCCCCGGGCUCGCAUAAGCUUAUCCGCUCCGGCGCCACCACGACUGACAAAGACGACGAUGCACACUUCCUCUUUUUCUGUCUCACUUAUCGGGCCAUUUCUACUUUAUCAAGCCUGAGUUCCGAUACGAAAAUACCACCAGCUCGUUGGUUGCCCCACAACUGCGAAUCGGGAAGGAUGCUUAGCCGAACAUGUACGCGGUGCCGAGCUCGCAAAAUCAAAUGCGAUCGCCAAAAGCCGUGCAAGGGAUGUGUUAGCACUGAAUCCAAAUGCAUCUAUCCUCCGGGACAGGGGAGAGCACCUAAGCGACCGCGAAAAGUCGUUAAUCAACGGGUGCUUGACCGGUUGGAACGUCUUGAGUCAGUCAUAAAACGCAUGGCUAGUGAAGCGGACGAUGACUUACCCGAAGCACCUGCGCAACCAAAGCAAAAAUCGGAUUUCCUCGGGCUGGAAGAACUUCAGGUUGAUACAAGCUCUUUGGAUCAGCAGACUGGUCGGCUGGUGGUUACUGAUAACCGCAGCGUCUAUGUGAGCAACAUCUUGUGGGCGAGCCUUGGCGAUGAGAUUGAAGAAUUGCGAGAUAUGUUAAAUGAACUUGAAGAUACGGACGAGUCAGACGGCAUACUUGACGAUGAACCCUCGCCUUCGUCGGUUUCAAUAGAUGAAAGUGCCGCUAUCAUGGGACUACAGACAGCGUCACAAUCUUUAUACUCAUAUCAUCCGCAACCCUCUCAGGCUGCGGCUUUGUUUGAGACCUUCAAAGAGAACAUUGUGCCACUGGUGCAUAUUUUUCACAUGCCAACUCUUAUCCCUAUCUGCUGGCAAGCCUUUUCAUUGCCGGAAACCCUGGACUGUAAUACCGAGGCAUUAAUGUUUGCCAUCUACUAUUCAGCCAUCAUAAGUAUGGAUUCGCAGCAAUGUGAAGACAUUCUACGUCUGUCACGAACAGCUGCGCUCAAACAUUACCAUUCUGCAAUGAAGCAUGCUAUAGCGCGCGCAAAAAUCCUUAAUACCCAGAGUACGGUUUUGCUUCAAGCAGUCGUUCUGUUCUUAUCUGCAUUGCGCAACGAAGAUGCGUCCAGAACAUGCUGGUCCCUCACGGCGCUUAUUUUCCACGCCGCUCGGGCAAUGGGCCUGCACCGAGACGGUACAGAAUUCUUUUUGUCUCCCCUGGAAACAGAAUUACGGAGACGACUCUGGUGGCAUAUCUGUUUGCUGGAUAUCCGAUCGGCAGAGUAUCACGGAUUCGAGCUCAUCGCGCAAGAGUACAUGUUCGACACACGAUUACCGCUGAAUAUAAAUGAUAGUGAUCUGACAGCCGAGAUGAAGGACUUCCCUAUUGAGCAUGAAGGAACAACAGAGAUGACCUACUGCCUCAUUCGCUGUGAGGUGUUGCGCGUUAUGUGGAAAACGGGCUAUGUGCAGUUUUGCAGGGGCGAUACGUCGAAAGAACUUUCUUUCUCGAACCGAGUAUCUCUGGUCAAUGAUCUCCAGCGCACACUGGAGGAGAGAUAUUUGAAAUAUUGUGAUUUGAGUAUCCCGUUGUUCAAGGUCUGUCAGGCUGUGGCGCGACUCACAAUCGCUCGUACAUGGCUAGUUUUAUACUACCCUCUCCUUCAAAAGAGGAAUCAUUGCGAUCUUAUCCCAGGGAUACGAGACAAAUUAUUCUUUACUUCGCUCAAGAUACUUGAGCUUUCCCAGGGAUUGUUGAGGGAUCCGAAUAUCAUCCAUUUGAGUUGGCAUUCCAAAACCCAUGUUCAAUGGCAUGCCGUUGCAUUUCUUCUAUCGGAGAUUUGCUUGCGCCCUCCAUCUGGUGACUGUGAUCGUGCCUGGGGGUAUAUACAAACCAUUUAUGAAUGCUGGAAACUAAAGAAGAACAAAGGAGACCUAUGGCUUCCUUUAAAGCGCUUGAUGGCUAAGGCGAGCCAUGCACGCGAGAUCGAAAGGAUGUGUGAUUUUGGCACGCAAAUGGCGGAUCUUCCGGCAACUGGACAUUCUGUAUCCCUGGAUGCAGUUACGGGCGAUUUUACCAAAGUACCACCUUGUACUACAAAUGCCUUUUCGACUCGCGAUGAAAUCGGUCCGCAACUCAGUGAGCAGAAUGGUGUUUGUUCCACCGAGUCUUGGGAUCCGUUUUUCAAUCUGAUUGCCGACGACAGUAUAUUGGAAACAAUAUCCUACCAGCAGAGUACGCUCGAUAUUGACAACAUUAUAAGGGAUUGGGCGGGUGAGUUUAAUGAGACGGAGAUAAGUAUGGGGAAUUAA
Messenger RNA from Penicillium pulvis, 2364 nucleotides. RefSeq lists its product as uncharacterized. NCBI's taxonomy places the organism in Eukaryota, Fungi, Ascomycota, Eurotiomycetes, Eurotiales, Aspergillaceae. The coding region runs from base 1 to 2364 and encodes 787 amino acids. The record is from RefSeq and is a predicted model, not a curated record. Gene Ontology annotation, biological process: regulation of DNA-templated transcription; DNA-templated transcription. Gene Ontology annotation, molecular function: DNA binding; zinc ion binding; DNA-binding transcription factor activity, RNA polymerase II-specific. The transcript is spliced from 2 exons.